Messenger RNA from Salvia splendens (bonfire salvia), 686 nucleotides. RefSeq names its product casparian strip membrane protein 3. The record is from RefSeq and is a predicted model, not a curated record. The coding region runs from base 167 to 517 and encodes 116 amino acids. The transcript is spliced from 3 exons. NCBI's taxonomy places the organism in Eukaryota, Viridiplantae, Streptophyta, Magnoliopsida, Lamiales, Lamiaceae.
UUUUCUCAUUCCAAUCCCUCAUUACAUCAUCAUAUCAAAAGAGAGCAUGGAUCGCAGCAAGAGCGAAACAUCCAUUGACAUGACCAUGGCCACUAAGGCGGUUCCAGUUCCAGUUCCAUCUUCGACUUCAUAUUGAGGGUGUGUGGGCGGGUAGGCCACGGCCACCAUGGGCACCACCCAUCAGACUCUUCCUUUCUUCACUCAGUUCUUCCAGUUCCAAGCCAGCUACGACGACCUCCCCACUUUCACAUUCUUCGUGGUGGCAAAUGCCAUAGCAAGUGGCUACUUGCUCCUGUCCAUGCCUUUCUCCAUUGUCGCAAUCGUUCGGCCCCACGCAUCUGGAGUCAAGCUUCUCCUCCUCAUCCUUGAUACCCGGCAGCGGCGAUUGUGUACUUGGCCCACAACGGCAACUCCAACACCAACUGCUUCGCCAUCUGCCAGCAGUUCAACGACUUCUGCCAGCGUGUCAGCGGCUGUUAAGGGUGAACUCCUUAACCUCGCACAAAUUCCUCCGUGAGGUCGCGGGAACGUUUUCCCGUCGAUCGCACACGACAAGAACUAGGAUCAAUUCCUCCGUGAGGUCUUUGCCCGACGAUCAACAACGACAAGAACUAGGGUUUUGAGUUGUUGAAGAAGAAAGUAGCGUAAAAAAUAGUUUUUUUCGUGAAUGAUUGAACUGAAGAACA